This is a messenger RNA of Jaculus jaculus (lesser Egyptian jerboa), 4766 nucleotides long. RefSeq names its product activated leukocyte cell adhesion molecule (gene Alcam). Gene Ontology annotation, biological process: cell adhesion. Gene Ontology annotation, cellular component: plasma membrane. The record is from RefSeq and is a predicted model, not a curated record. The transcript has 16 exons. Lineage: Eukaryota; Metazoa; Chordata; Mammalia; Rodentia; Dipodidae. Bases 543 to 2294 code for a protein of 583 amino acids.
AAGCCCGCGGCCACCGCCACUGCUCCAGCCGCCGCCGCUCGCGCUCGCGGCCACCUGAGGAGACCCGCCGCCUCUGUACAGCCCUCGGCAGACCGGCUUUCCCGAGCACGUCGCCACUCUCUCUUUUUUUUCCUCCUUCUUUUUUACCCAUUGCAAGAGAAGAAAACUAAAGGAACGUUCCAGCCCCAAAGAACCACCUAACACCUUUCCGUGCCACCGAAGUCCCCUCCGGGAAAGAGAGGGUCGCCGCCGGAGCCACCGAGGGCGGGUGGGCAGCAGGAGGGCCGAGGAGGAGGAGGAGGAGGAGGAGGAGGAGGAGGAAGAGGAGUGGCGGGCAUCGGUGGUGGAAAGUUGCGCGUGGCACACACCCGACGGCGCAGCGCCCCGCACAGCCCCGGGGGACACGCCACUGACCCUGACAUCCCCACUCCUCCUGCGUCGUCACCCACGAGCCAAGAGGGCCCCGCGGGGCCCGGGACGACGCCUCCUCCUGCGGCGUGGACUCUGUCUGUCGGUGGCCCUGGACAAGGAGGAGGAGGAAUAUGGCAUCGAAGGCGGCCCCUUCCAGUCGUCUGGUUUUCUGCCUCUUGAUCUCCGCCGCGGUCCUCAGACCAGGCCUUGGAUGGUACACUGUAAAUUCAGCAUAUGGGGACACCAUUAUCAUGCCUUGCCGACUCGAUGUACCUCAGAACCUCAUGUUUGGCAAAUGGAAAUACGAAAAGCCUGAUGGAUCUCCAGUAUUCAUUGCCUUCAGGUCCUCUACAAAGAAAAAUGUGCAGUAUGACGAUGUACCUGAAUACAGAGACAGACUGAGCCUCUCAGAAAACUACACUUUGUCUAUCAGCAAUGCAAAGAUCAGUGAUGAAAGGAGAUUUGUGUGCAUGCUAGUGACUGAGGACAACGUGUUCGAGGCACCUACACUUGUCAAGGUGUUCAAGCAACCAUCUAAACCUGAAAUUAUAAACAAAGCACCAUUUCUUGAAACAGAACAGCUGAAUAAGUUGGGAGACUGCAUUUCAAGAGACAGUUACCCAGAUGGCAACAUCACAUGGUAUAGAAAUGGAAAAGUUCUGCAACCCAUUGAAGGAGCGGUGAUCAUAAUUUUUAAAAAGGAAGUAGAUCCAGUUACUGAGUUGUAUACCAUGACUUCAUCCUUGGAGUAUAAGACAACCAAGGCAGAUAUACAAAUACCAUUCACGUGCUCUGUGACGUAUUAUGGACCCUCAGGCCAGAAAACAAUUCAUUCAGAACAAGAAGUCUUUGACAUUUAUUAUCCAACAGAGCAGGUGACGAUACAAGUGCUGCCACCAAGAAAUGCCAUCAAAGAAGGGGACAACGUCACUCUGAAAUGCCUGGGGAACGGCAACCCUCCACCUGAGGAAUUUAUGUUUUACUUACCAGGACAGCCCGAAGGAAUAAGGAGCGCAGAUACGUACACGCUGGCAGACGUGAGACGCAAUGCAACAGGAGAUUACAAGUGCUCCCUGACGGGCACGAAGAGCAUGGUCGCCUCAACGGCCGUCACAGUUCACUAUUUGGAUUUAUCUUUAAACCCAAGUGGAGAAGUGACCAAGCAGCUUGGCGACACCCUGCCAGUGUCCUGCACGAUAUCAGCGAGUAGGAACGCAACCGUGGUUUGGAUGAAAGACAACAUCAGGCUUCGGUCGAGCCCAUCCUUUCCUAGCCUUCAGUACCAGGAUGCUGGAAACUAUGUCUGUGAAACUUCUCUGCAAGAGGUUGAAGGGCUAAAGAAGAGAGAGUCUUUGACUCUUGUCGUAGAAGGAAAACCUCAAAUCAAAAUGACAAAGAAAACUGAUCCCAGUGGACUGUCUAAAACCAUAAUCUGCCAUGUGGAAGGUUUCCCAAAGCCAGCUAUACAGUGGACCAUUACGGGCAGUGGAAGCGUCAUAAACCAAACAGAGGAAUCUCCUUAUAUCAAUGGCAGGUAUUAUAGUAAAAUUAUCAUUUCCCCUGAAGAAAAUGUUACAUUAACUUGCACAGCAGAAAACCAACUGGAGAGAACAGUAAACUCCUUGAAUGUCUCUGCUAUAAGUAUUCCAGAGCACGAUGAGGCAGACGAGAUCAGUGAUGAAAACAGAGAAAAGGUGAACGACCAGGCUAAGCUAAUCGUGGGGAUCGUGGUCGGCCUCCUCCUCGCUGCUCUCGUGGCUGGCGUCGUCUACUGGCUGUAUAUGAAGAAGUCCAAGACUGCAUCAAAACAUGUGAACAAGGACCUUGGUAAUAUGGAAGAGAACAAAAAGUUAGAAGAAAACAAUCACAAAACAGAAGCCUAAGAGAGGAGUGGUUCUUGCGGCAGAGAAUAAAAACAUAUAGACCAAUUGAAGCAUGAACGUGGAUUGUAUUUAAGACAAAAAACAAAAAACAAAACAAAGACACUGACAGCAAUUCAUGGUUCAAGUAUUAAGCAGUUCAUUCUACCAAGCUGUCACAGGAUUAUAGAGAAUUAUCUCAAGUAAAACAAUGAAAUGAAAUUACAAAGAGUAACAACAAGAUUUGGCAGCCAUGAUAAUAGGUCAUAUGUUGUGUUUGGUUUGAAUUUUUUUUUCUGUAAAUGUCUGCACUGAGGAUUUCUUUUUGGUUUGCCUUUUAUGUAAAUUUUUUACGUAGCUAUUUUUAUACACUGUAAGCUUUGUUCUGAGAGUUGCUGUUAAUCUGAUGUAUAGUGUAAUGUUUUUAUUUCGGUUGUUUAUAUGGAUAAGCUGAGCAGGUACAUUGCUGAUUCUGGUUGUUAUCCGUAAUACUCCAGACUUUCUUUCGAGCACCUAAAACCCACAGGUGGCAGUUUGUAGAGAUUGGGGACACACACAUCGCCCUACCCAAAACCUGUGUUUAUCAUGAGACCGGGAGGCCAUGAGCCAGCUUGCUAAGCACCGCAAGUGGAUACUGUGUGCGUGAUACCCUCUGACCUGUUAUCAAGUCACAGAAACCUUCAGUCACGCUGAGGAGGACAGUACUCCCAAACUGACAAGUUUGCUUUUCUGAAAGACAUUACACCAAAUUUGGGUAACACUAAUUUAGAGAUACCUGCUAGUCCACUGUAUUUUGUAAGAGUCAAAGAGUGCAAAAGAAAAAUCAAUGAUUCAGAGAGAGAGUUUGGGAAAAUUACAGAUAGCAUCCUCAUGUUCAUAGAUACAAGAUAAAUCACAGUUAUUAAAAUUGGUGUUAAAUCCUUUGGGUUCUCCACUGCCUUAAAAUCAUACCUAUUUCCUUUAAAAAAUAUAAAAGAUAUCAGUCAGAAUUAGAGAUUUUUAACAGUGGUCAUUAUUAAAGCUGUGUUAUUUUCCACAGAAUAUAGAAUAUAUAUUUUUUUCGUGUGUGUUUUUGUUAACUACGCUACAAAUAUUGAAUGCACCUUGAGAUAAUUUAGUGUUUUUAACUGGUACAUAAUUUAUCAAGCAGUACAUAAGAGUGUAAUAAUAUAAUGUCUAUGUCUCUUUAGUUACAUUCAAAUUUGUAACUUUAUAAACAUGUUUUAUGCUUGAGAAACUUUUUAAGGUGGUGGUAUAAAUGGAAACUUUUUCAAGUAGACUGAGUAAGGGCCAAUAGCUACUUGUGAUUAGACUUUUAAACUUUGCUCUUUCAGCAGACGCCUGGUUUCUAGGAGAAUGCUGCACAGCCAUUUUUGGUCCAGGAUUUGCAUAACUAACUGAGAAAAGAAAAAUGAACAUUAGAUUUCCAAGUAUAGAAGUAUGUCCUUUAAGAGGAAAGGGAAAACUGGUGUUUGUUUUUUAGUCUCGAGGAAUAAAAAUAUGAAUGCAAUAGAAAACUAAUUGAAAAUUAAACACUUACGGAGAUUGAGGAUAACAUUCUGUUACGUCUGCAUCACUAAGAGACACAUUAUUGUACAUUUGUAACCAUUUAUUGUCUGAGCAAUAGUGACUCAGUUUAAUAAAAGCUUCCUGUAGUGCAUUGGUAUGGAUUAAAUACAUGAAAUAUUCUAUUAGACUCAAUGCUGUGUAAAUUAUUAUGGUAAAAAAGAAAAUAUGAUAUUUUGCCUCUAAACUUUGAUUUAUUGAAGUUUUAUUUGGAAGAAAAAAAUUUGAAUCUUGGUCAAUAUUCAAACCAAAGUGGAAGGGGAAACAAAACCAAAGUUGCUUGUUUUGCAUGGCAAAGCCUUUCUGUCAUCACUGUAAAUACUGUGAUUUCUUUUUAUUUUCUUUUUAGAAUUUUGUUAAAGAAAUUCUAAAAUUUUAAACACCUGCUUUCCACAAUAAAUCAUGAACACUAAAGUGAGAUUAUUUCCACAUUAAUAGGUUUUUUUUUUUUUCUUUUGGUGUGGGAGCUCAGAAGUUUAAAGUCUUACUGCUAAGUUAUGUUUGCUACAAGAAGCAACUGGAUAGCAGAAAGAGUGUUAUACCACAGUUAUGGCUUGGUGUCCACUUGCAGUGGUUAACUAAAUCCAAAAGCGGCUGUCAGAACCUAGACAGCAGAGCAGGAGAAGCUCAGUGGAUGAGAGCAGAUUUCAGAGCAGGGACAACUUUGUUAUUAUCCAAUCAGUGUCUGGACAAAGAAGAAAUCUCAGUUGCCUAGCAGCAGCCACGCCCACCGUGGCACUGGAGGAGGAUAAUGUGCAGUCUUCAGGUUCUGGGGUUUCUUCCCCCAACUGCACUCCUCAGCAGCAGGAGGCAGGUGUUACCAGUUCAAGGUUCACUCCCUAUAUGUGAUCAUAGGAACUGUAUGUGAAAAUGGAUUAACAUACCCCUCUAUGCCUAAAAGAUAAUAAAAAUGAAAUAUGUCUUCACAUA